AUGGCAAAGAAAAGAAUAUUGUUGGAAAAGCUCAUUAAUCUUUUGGGAGAUUCGGACGAAGUUGACAAACCACGGAAAAGACGGGUGAUCGACAGUGACUCUGAUACUGAUAACGAAAGUCAAACGAAGAGAAAAAGAAUAAUUGUACCAAGUGAUAGUGAGGAAGAAAAUAAUGAAAGCAUGUCCUCAAAUGUUCUGCAACUCUUAGGGGAAGAACCAAAACAUGAAAAUAUCUUGGAAAUCCAUAUAGAUGUCGCAAACAUUUGGAAUAACAUUGUCACUAAUGGAUUAGAUAAAGAAAGUAAAGACAAAAUUAAUAAAAAGAUACCUACCCUUAAAAAUUGUGAUGUAACUGCACCAAAUCUAAACUCUGAAAUCUUGGCAACAUUAUCAGCAAGUGCAAAAACUAGAGACGAGAGACUUAGGGAAAAACAGAACCAAAUUGGUUACAUUAUAGCAAAUUUGAACUGUGUCUUAAAAUCAUUGCUUGUCAAAAAUGAUUCUAACAAAGAAGAAAUAGAAAAAAUUAGUGAUAGCCUCCGUCUCCUUUGUGACCUUCAAUUCAUGGAGUCAGAAACCCGAAGGGCUGUGAUAUUACCAGGGCUCAAUAAAAGUAUUAAAAACAGCUUGGAAAAAUGUAAAGCAUCAGAUGGUUUGCUCUUUGGUAAAAAUCUUUCUGAAACUAUAAAAGAAAGUAAAAGUAUUGAACGCUCUUCAAGAGAUUUGAAGAAAGCUUCAGAAAAGCCUAAUGCCCCUAUUAACAAUCCUUUAAACUCCUGGGGCCCGUCCACAUCAUCGAAGAGGAAACCACAUCAGGGCGGGCAAUACCAGCAUUACCAUCCUCGCCAUUCUUCUCAGAGAGCUCAUCGCUCUGCAAUGACACAAGCUCAAAACCGGCCAAUGCGAGGCAAACCAAGGCAGUGGAACAGGAAAAAAGACUAG
This is a messenger RNA of Parnassius apollo (apollo), 942 nucleotides long. Lineage: Eukaryota; Metazoa; Arthropoda; Insecta; Lepidoptera; Papilionidae. The record is from the annotation of a GenBank genome assembly.